UUCAUUGUUCAUUUCAUUUCGUCACAUAUCCCCCAACACCUACAUACCUCUCUCACGGGCCUGUAGAUCUGUAGAUUUUUUCCUAUCCAAAUCCCACUCCGAACCUUACAUAUAUUACUCUACUUCUACUUCUAUGUCUUGUCAUUUCCAUUUUCUCUCUUUUUUUUCAUCUCUUUUUUUACACGCAUGUGUCACAUCGCAAUAUUAUAUAACAUAUCGGCGCGGGCUUCUAUUCAGUUUUGUUGUUGGGGGAAAAAAUAACGGUGUUGGUGUUUUCGAAUUUUCGGGGCGGGCGGGCGUGCGGCGCGAGACGGUGUUCGGUGGGGGGAGCUUUGGCGUGUUUUUGGGUUGCUUCGAUGUUUUUUUCCUUCUCAUUUUCUUCAUGUACGAAAGUUGAUGGGUUUGCCAUCUACACGCAGUGGGCCCGUAAAUAUCGAUAUCAAC
Messenger RNA from Tricharina praecox, 444 nucleotides. RefSeq lists its product as uncharacterized. Bases 134 to 397 code for a protein of 87 amino acids. The record is from RefSeq and is a predicted model, not a curated record. The transcript has a single exon. NCBI's taxonomy places the organism in Eukaryota, Fungi, Ascomycota, Pezizomycetes, Pezizales, Pyronemataceae.